CUUGAUUUCACUUGAACAUUUGUCAAGUUAACUCCUACAUGCUGACGUGACAUACUAUUAGUGGGAAAACAUGUAUUGUCCAGUUGUUAAAUGUUCGCAGAAAUAAGAUUGUUUCUUCCUUGUCGGAUAGUAUUUAAGUAGCAAUGCUCUUUCCAGAACACUAUUGUGACAAGACUGCAAAAGAUAUCAACAAUGAUUCGUUUAGUGAUGAUUUUGAUGAAUGCUGUAUUUCUUUGUGUUGUCACAGCGGAUAUGGAUAUGAAAUUUGGCUAUCACGUUGUUGAGGGGAAUGCCAGAUAUUUGGAAAACAUAGAAACCAACCUAGCAGAGAAUACGGUAAAAAUUCACACCCCAGCACACAAUGAUGUUAUGGAAUCGUACCAAAUCCAAGAUUUUCGUCAGGGUAUGCAGAUGAAAUGUCUUCCUUCCGUCGAGCAGUGUAGACUACGGGACAUAGACAGAAAAACUGCAGGAGAUGCCGGUCAAGUUACAGAGGGAUUUAUCCACAGCUGGAACAAAGGAGAUAAUACUAUAAAUAGUGACAACGAGAAAGUCGUGAAGGAAAUGUAUUAUAUCAAUUUAGAUCAGGUAGUGGAUGUCAAAUCACUUGAAGGGGCAUUGAAAAAGUUUUAUCAGGAUUUUAAUUACCCUGUGUAUAAGGAAAAGAAGAUACCAGACGAUGCUGAAAUGUUGAAUAUAACACGUUCGACAGGUUACAAAAACAAAGGUGGUCGUGUUAAAAGGCAAUUCACGACGCUAAAUAACGAUUGCAAACAACAGCAAGCAAAGACAAUUUUUGGUAUUGAUUCAGGGAGAAGUUGCAAUCAUCUAAAAAUGUGUGAAACGUAA
Mytilus trossulus (common blue mussel) is the source of this 849-nucleotide messenger RNA. RefSeq lists its product as uncharacterized. The transcript has 6 exons. NCBI's taxonomy places the organism in Eukaryota, Metazoa, Mollusca, Bivalvia, Mytilida, Mytilidae. The record is from RefSeq and is a predicted model, not a curated record. The coding region runs from base 193 to 849 and encodes 218 amino acids.